Molecule: messenger RNA, 360 nt
Organism: Panicum virgatum (switchgrass)
Lineage: Eukaryota; Viridiplantae; Streptophyta; Magnoliopsida; Poales; Poaceae
Exons: 2
Coding region: 1-360 (119 amino acids)
Source: RefSeq, a predicted model, not a curated record
AUGCCGGUGGACACGAAGGCGAAGCUUCCAAGCGAUGCCGGGACACCUGUAGCCGACCCAACUUUCUACCACAGCAUUGUUGGCGCACUCCAGCACCUGACCCUGACGCGGCCCGACCUCACCUACACCGUCCAGCAAGCCUGCCUACAUAUGCAUGAUCCCAAAGACGUGCACUGGACGUUCGUCAAGCGGAUCUUGCACUAUGGUGUGACAUACCCGCACACACGUCGUUCGACGUCCGGCUUCUGCGUGUUCCUGGGAGACUCGCUGGUGUCCUGGUCGUCCAAAUGCCAGCCUGUCGCCUCCAGGUCGAGCGCGGAGGUUGAGUACAGAGGUGUGGCCAAUAUCGCGGCAGAGUGA